This is a messenger RNA of Necator americanus (New World hookworm), 999 nucleotides long. RefSeq lists its product as uncharacterized. The transcript has a single exon. The coding region runs from base 1 to 999 and encodes 332 amino acids. Lineage: Eukaryota; Metazoa; Nematoda; Chromadorea; Rhabditida; Ancylostomatidae. The record is from RefSeq and is a predicted model, not a curated record.
AUGUCCAUGAGGUCGCAUAGAGUACCAGAAGAAUAUGUGCGGUGGACGAAGCUGCUUUAUGCGAAGCCUACCAGCGUUGUGCGAUGUGCUGUUGGAACAAGCAGGCCAUUCCCUGUACGAGUAGGGGUUCAUCAGGGUUCAUCCCUCUCACCUCUGCUGUUCAUACUGUGCAUGGACACGAUAACGAAGGAAAUCCAGAAGCAGCAUCCGUGGACUCUACUCUUUGCCGACGAUGUCAUGCUCGCGUCGGAGUCUCGAGAUGAUCUUCAGAAACAAGUGCAGUCUUGGAAGGAUCAGCUGCAGCAAUAUGGAUUGCGCCUCAACACAUCAAAAACUGAGUACAUGGAGUGCGGACUAAGGAUAGAGGAUGGUUCAAUUCGUGUUGAUGGCACCGAAUUAAACAAGGUGAACUGCUUCAAGUACCUUGGAUCCAAAGUGACUUCCACAGGCGACAUUGAUCAAGAAGGUCGAGCACGUGUUAAUGCUGCAUGGAUGAAAUGGAAAAUGGCAACAGGGGUACUGUGCGACAAGAAAGUCCCUGUUCGACUGAAGUCGAAGAUCUACAGGACGGUUGUGCGUCCUGUUGCCCUUUACGGAUGCGAGUGCUGGCCGACAACGAAAGCCUUGGAAAGAGUGCUGCACGCUAUGGAGAUGCGGAUGUUGAGGUGGACGAUAGGUGUAACGCUAAAAGAGAAAGUAUCCAACGACACUGUGCGCUCCAUCUUCGGUGUCGUCCCGAUAACUGAGAAGAUGAAGGAGGCGCGACUGAGAUGGUUUGGUCACGUCUUGCGGCGGGAGGAAGAUUCCGUUGCCAAAACCGCUCUGAAGCUCGACGUUUCAGGAGUGAGGCCGCGUGGGAGGCCAAAGAUUCGCUGGUUAGACCGUGUGAAGCUGGAUAUGACAGAUGCACGUUUGUGUACGGCUGAUGCAAUGGAUAGAACCAAAUGGAAGACAAGAAGCAGAAAGGCGGAACCUGCAACAACGCGGGACAAACGCUAG